Phragmites australis (common reed) is the source of this 733-nucleotide messenger RNA. RefSeq lists its product as uncharacterized. Gene Ontology annotation, molecular function: SNARE binding. Lineage: Eukaryota; Viridiplantae; Streptophyta; Magnoliopsida; Poales; Poaceae. Gene Ontology annotation, biological process: lysosome localization; endosome to lysosome transport; regulation of synaptic vesicle exocytosis. The transcript is spliced from 4 exons. The record is from RefSeq and is a predicted model, not a curated record. Gene Ontology annotation, cellular component: synaptic vesicle; BORC complex; BLOC-1 complex. The coding region runs from base 28 to 495 and encodes 155 amino acids.
AGCCUCCUCGAUGGGAUCGCCACUCGAAUGGACGGCUCCGAUCUCCCCUCCGCCGCUUCUUCCUCCUCCCCGUCACCCUCCGCCGCGGCCGCUAGCGACCGGCCUCCGGAGGCCGCGGGGGACGGCGGCGUGGAGGAGGAGCAGGCUGCGCCCCAGCCGGAGCGGUGCGAGGCUCUGGCCGCGGCCAUCGCUGGCGUGCUGGGCGGCGCGCUGCGGGAGCACGAGGCGCGGGCCGCGGCCACCGCGCGGAGCCAGGACGAGGUCGCCGCCGCCAUCGACCGCCUAAACGGAGAACUUGACAAGCUACUAGAGAACACACCCUCACUGGUAAUAAUGCAACAUGCAGCAAGGAUUUCCUCUAUCCGCAAGAGAAUUUCAGCACUGAACAUGCUACUGAAGUCCAUACAGCGACGCAUAGAUAACAUUGAUCGAACUAUUUCUACUGGUGCGACAAGUGAUCAUUCAUCUCCUGUACAGAUUCAAAGCCUGAAGUGAAGUUGGAUUAAGAUUCUAGAAGAGAAGUUUCAGUGGAGGCCAUCAAGUGUACACCUUUUUUAUUUGGUAGAGUCAUCAUUGAGUGUAUGCUGUGCAGGCCAAAGCGAAAUUAUACUGGGUUGUGUAUAGAAAUGAGGUGUAACAAUCGCUAUUUCUCCCCAUAUGUGCUAUCAUUGAAACCCUCCAUGUCUUUUUGUCCUCCAAUGGGAGCAAUUUAUUCUGGUGAACCUUUUACCCU